AUGAGUGGAAAUGAAAUGGACGAGACUGCACAGGAGACAUCAUCACAGGAUGAUUCAUGCUUGAAUCUAGGAGAGGACAAAAAUCACUCAGACAUACUUCAAUCUUCUACCUGUCCAGAGCAACUGGCAGUUCAAGAUUUGGUGGUCAAGGUAGAAGGGCCGAUUGGAGCUUCCUCACAAGGAUUUGUGGACUACCCAAUUCUGGUUUUGGUUGGGGCAGGGAUUGGUGUGACUCCCAUGAUUAGCGUUCUCAAAGAGUUAUUGGUCAAUCCAGGCAAGAUGGAGAGAGUGUUCUUCUACUGGACAGUCCGCGAUCGCAAGGCGUUUGAAUGGUUUAGCAAGCUGAUGGAUGAUGUCUAUCAGCAGGACCAAAAGCAUGUCCUGCAAGUCCGCCAUUUUCUGACUUCUGUGAAGGAUGAUGAUCGUGACAUUGGAGCAAUUCUGUUGCAUCAUGCCACUCGAGCUAAGCAUAGGGCUAGUAACUUUGACUUGAUCUUGGGUCAGCAGACACAUCACCAAGUAGAAGUUGGACGACCUGAUUGGGCCAAGGAACUCAAGAGUGUCCAGCAGGAAGCUUGUGACCUGGGGCAGCAAAGGUGCGGCAUCUUUUUGUGUGGCCCUGAAAGAAUGGCAGAAGGUAUAGCCAAGGUGAGCAAACAGUAUUCCACGAGGGAAUUCAAGUUUCAAUUCAACAAAGAGACAUUCUAGGAUGCUCUGUUCCUCGUCACUUAUUGGGGGGUACGCAACACAAGCCCCACAACAUCGCAUCCGACUUCGUGAGAUGAUUUACCAGUAGUUUCUUCCAUAUUUC
Seminavis robusta is the source of this 811-nucleotide messenger RNA. Lineage: Eukaryota; Bacillariophyta; Bacillariophyceae; Naviculales; Naviculaceae. The record is from the annotation of a GenBank genome assembly.